AACGUGCCUGUUUGCUAAGCGCUGAGCUAGGAUUAUGCUUACGCUCAUGGCAGCCAAUCAGAGCGCUAAGCUAAGCUGGGCGAGCAGUCGGCUAGUCUGCUGAUACAGGUCAUUGAAACAAUAGGAAAAUUUACAGUUUUAGUAUGACCCAAAGCUUUCUAAUUAGGCCAUGAAUUACGGCUUGAAAAUAACGGUAAAGUUCGUUUUAAUAUCUGAAGACUUUUCGUAAAGGGAUUAAGUUUGUAUAUAUUCAACAAUAUGGCCGUCAAAGCUGAACCAAUGGAAUAUGAAACAGAAAUGGAUGACACUUUUAGAAAUCAAGGUUACAGUCGUGGUUCAGUACCAAAGUCAAUUGAUCUCACAGAUGAUCAAAAGGUCAUGCUGAUACCCUCUUCUGAUGAACCCUAUAUUACAGGAAUAUUCCACAGAUCCUCAGAGCAAAUAUCUAAUCGCCAGAAUUUUAAUAUGCUUCCAUCCGACAUAACAGCUAUGCAACAGGAACAUAAUUUUUUUGGAGGCGCAAUCCGAUCCAUGAAAUCUAGUCCUAAACAAGAAUUAAUUGAUGAGGAAUACCCUACUUACACCAUUGCUCGCAGUGAAAUCGAACUCAAUUCUAGAUCACUUCCCAAAAAGUAUAAAUGUAAAUUCUGCGUUUAUAAGACCAGUUAUAAAUCUGAUUUGAAUAGACACCUACGUCGUCAUGCAAAGAAAGAUAAUGUGUAUAAUUGUGACGUGUGCGGCCUGCCGUUUCGUAGUAUUAGCAAAGUCUAUAGUCACAGACAGCAGGUUCACAUGUUAACUGAUGAUGAUGAGUUAAAUUUGUGUUGUUCGUUAUGUUCUUAUCGCUGUGCGGAAAAAGAUAUUGAGCUCUUCCAGUUACAUGUUCAUCAGCAUAUUGAAGAUAAUACGUGCAAUGUCUGCAAUAAAUCCUUUAACAGUCCCCAAGCUGUUGAUAAACAUAAAAAGAUUUUCCACCAAGUGCCAAGUGAAGUUGUUUUUCCUCCACAAGCCCAAAGAUCUUCCACAUAUUUCCCUGAUGUUUCUCAUGAAUCCUCUUCAACGGAAAUCCAAACCAAAGAACCAGAACUUGAACUUUUGCGACAAGAUGAUUCCUCUGGAGCCAGCAGUCGUAAUAUCUCAAACAGGUCCACACCAUUGCCUGUUGGGGAAACCAGUAUCACAUCAAGGGGGAAUAACUCCAAAUUGGCAACUCCAGCUGAAAUCUGUCGUGAAAGCAGCAGAUCAGAACAUAACAAAAGGAAAGAUAUUGAUGUGAAUAAAACAAAGGCAACCAAGGAAGGUAAUGAUUUAUCAGACAAAUCAGCUCAACAGUCAAAGAACCUGGCUGAUGUCAAAAGUCCACAAAGACUAACUACUAACAUACCAGAGCUUGUAGAGAGAUCUGAGACUUUACCCAAUAAUGGCCAAACUGUCCCAUUACGCAUGACUAAUUCAGGCUUUCUAGAAAAGAAAUUUACUUGUGACAAAUGUAAUCAAGUAUUUGAUGUUAUGCGAGAUCUGUUUGUUCAUAUGUCUGUCUGUUUACAAGAGGAGUUGAAUACUAAGACGGCAUUCUACAAUUGUCCAAUAUGUAAUUUCUCCACCGAGGUCUUAGAAAGUUUCUCAAAUCAUAUGGUCAAACAUACCAUUGAUAAAUUUAGCUGCGACAUUUGUAAUAAACCCUUUUCUCAGUUUCGAAAUGUUUUGAGUCACAAGCGAAAAAUUCACAGAAUUGAUCUACGGACAAGACGCUCUCCAACAAAAUUGAAAGCUUUUGGAUUCAACAACAAGUUUCUUCGAGGGUCAAAUGAUACAAAGUUAGGAUUUCCGAACUCCAACUGUUCCCCGUAUUCCAAAGAAACUAUGGGACAAAUUAAAAAACUUGCGGAAAAAGAAUUAAGGGAGGCAGACACUGCUGAAACUAAUGAUAUGGUUAUGGCUGUGGCAGAUCCUAAAACCCAAGGAAAAUUUAAUAUUGCGAACUCAAAUAUAUCAGAAAAAUCUCCACCUUCUGGGCGUUACACUCGUUUAGUUUCCGAUUUUGAUGAUUUCAUGGUGAAACCAUUUGCAUGCUCUUUGUGUUUUUUUCGGACUGGAGAUGUAAAUGAAUUAAUAUUGCAUGUUAAAAAUCAUGUAUCUGGAUCCUAUGGAGGUGCGAUUCCAGACAUUGUUAGAUUUAAUUUCACUCCUGUCCUUGAUUCCAAUUCACAUCUGGAACAUAAUGAAACAAUUUACAAUUUGAAUAUUAGCUCGAAAAUAUCCCCAACCAGUCAGAAUUUUGUUGUCAUUAACAACGAAAAUGACGUCAUGGAAACAGCAAGUGUGAUUGCAGGGAAGACAGAAAAUCAGGUGAAACAGAUCAAGAGACUGGAUAAUCUAUUGAAGAAUUCUCGGAAGAAUAAAAUGUUUAUUAGUCGUGCUUCCAACCGUAAUAGCGUGGAAAAGAAAUCUAUGUCAUGUGAUAUUUGUAAUAAAGAAUUCAGCAUGAGACUUCUAGCCAAACGUCACAUGGAAAAAAUACACAAUAUUAAGAAAUUUCUGUAAGUCUUUACUUGUAACAUUAAUAUUGGUUCCAUUGAUUUUUAAACAAUAACGGAAAAAUUUAUUCCUUUAUUUUAUAUAAGCAAAAUUGCGAUGGCAACCUUUGGCUUUAAACAUAUAUUCCCUCUACAAUGGAUAUCUAAAAUAUACAUAACCAUCAAUUAUAAAAUACACUCAAAUUACUGGUGGGUAAUUAUAUUUAUUGCCAUCUUAUCAAUUAUUAUUUUUAAGUUGCCAAAGUAUAGUACAAUGUACAUGUACUUGAUGGAACCUACAUGUAUCUUCAUGGAAAUGUGUCCAAAUCAUAAUUUUUUUAUAUAUAUUUUGGAUGAGCAAUAAUGAUAUUGGUAGGGUACACAUGUAUCAUAUCUUUGAAUUUGCCUACUUUCCCUUUCCAUUUGUUUUAGAAGUUAUUUAUAUUAUAUAGUCUUAUUUAAAAUGUAUAUGAAUUUAUUAGUUUACACACCACAUUGGUUGCUUAAAUAUUUAUGUGUUAAGAAGUACAAUAUUAUAUUUUUACUUUUGAUUCUUGUGGUACCUGUAGGUUUUAGUAUUUGAAGAUAAAUUGUUGAGUUAAAAGGAUACAACCUCUUUGAUUUAAAUAUUUGAUGUGUUAAUUUGCUUUGUGAAGUGGAUAUAUGUCUACAUCUAAAAUUUGAGGUCCACAGAUAGAGCCAAUGUUAAAUUGUAUUAAAUAGUAGACAAUUUAAGCCAAAAAUGAAAUUCUAAUUAUAUGGAGAUUGUCACGUCAUUAAUUGAAUUUAGGUAUCAAAUCAACUCUGUUUAAUAUUUCAUUGUACCCAAUGUCAAAGACAUUAUAUUUAUAUCUAUAUUACAUGUAUAUGUAUCUAAUUUGACGUCUUGAUGAGUCAUUUAGCGCCAUAGGAACCCUUUGCAGACUACCAUAUUGUGAAAGUUUGAUGUCUCGUUUGAAUAUCAGUCCAAAAAUGCUUCAAUUGCAUUCAGUAUUUAUAAAUUUAUGUUGAAUUGAGAUUUCAACGAUCUAUACUGCUCACUAUGUAACAAGCCAUGCACUAUGUUUUUUUUUGUUCAUUUACAUUAGGCCAAAAAUUACCAACGGUUACCACACCCACCCUAUUUUCUUUUUCUUUAGCCCAAUUCACGGUUCUAAACUCUUUUGUCUCAUUUUUGAGGUCAUACAAAUUGGCCUUGGCAAGGUUUUCUGCAGACACCGACAUUCCGAAUCUGCAUUACUUUACAAAAUCUUACUCGGUAAUUAAGCUAGAACUGCUAGGAAAUAAAUGAUUAACACUUUACAGUAUUUAAAAUGAAAUCACAAUGGCUAUAGACUGCAAGCAUUAAUGUACCAGGGUAGUUUAUUAAAAGUAUAAUUUAUUAGUUAACUUAGUUCUAUCCAAUCUGAACCUCAAAAACACGAAAAGAAAAAAGAUUUUUUUGUGGCAAAGUUAGUAACCAUAUAAACAGGUAUUUUUUUUUUUAUUAUGCCUACUCAUGCGGCUGGUUUUUGAUUUUGUUUUCUUAAUUACAUGUUAAAUAAUCUAUCUGAGUACAUAUUAGCGGGGAUUAAGUGGUGAGAAAUUUGAUAUUGUAGCAAAUAUGCAAAUGACGCAUCAAGCCUUUAAUAGUUUUUCUUAAAACUUUAAUCCCCAGAAUACAUCAAGAAAACCGUAAAAUAGGAAUUAUGUUUACACUACAAUGCACUUUUAUUUGUUUUGGUUCGAUUUUGUACUAAUAAGCGCCCCAUUUUUGGAAUAUUUUUUAUUCAAACGGGAGGUUAUUACGUAGAUUAUAGUACAAAUGUACCUGCUACAUGUAUGUGAUUUUUUUUUUAUUGUUUGAAUUUUCUCUACUUGUACAAGAUAAUUGCAGUAUACUGACCUAUGAAAAGGUGCACCGGUACAAUAAAUUGUUUUUUCAGGGUGUGUUAAGUUAAAUCAAUUGAAGAAUGAAUUUAUAUAUCUUUAAUUUUAAUCAGAAUGUUAGUGCAGUGUUGCUCUAUUAAUAUAUACAUGUACAAGUAGCAAAUAGAAAAAUUGUCUUUAAAAAUUGUAUAUUCUACCCAAGCACUUGCCCUAGUAAACAAAUAGAUAAAAAAUUUGCAUUUAUUCAAAGUAAGAAAUUUAAAAGCAUUACUAAAAUCACUUAGAUCUAGUUUUUGAGAUAGUCAGUGAAAUAUGAAUGUUUUAUCUACAUGUAUCAUUGAAUCAGAGUGACAAGUUAGUGAUGGAGUUUUAAGAAUGUAGUCAUCAAGUUUUUAUAUUUACAUUUACAGAUCUAGUCUUUUAUUUAUAAUCAAACUAGUCCAUUAUUAUUGUAUAAUCAGUUAUAUUAUUGAAUUU
Messenger RNA from Patella vulgata (common limpet), 4862 nucleotides. RefSeq names its product zinc finger protein ZFAT. The record is from RefSeq and is a predicted model, not a curated record. Lineage: Eukaryota; Metazoa; Mollusca; Gastropoda; Patellidae. Gene Ontology annotation, biological process: regulation of transcription by RNA polymerase II. The transcript is spliced from 2 exons. Gene Ontology annotation, molecular function: chromatin insulator sequence binding. The coding region runs from base 259 to 2544 and encodes 761 amino acids. Gene Ontology annotation, cellular component: chromosome.